Molecule: messenger RNA, 404 nt
Organism: Osmia bicornis bicornis
Lineage: Eukaryota; Metazoa; Arthropoda; Insecta; Hymenoptera; Megachilidae
Exons: 2
Coding region: 1-402 (133 amino acids)
Source: RefSeq, a predicted model, not a curated record
AUGGAUCCUUUGAAAUUACGGGUGUACACCGAGAGAUUCGAGAAAGAGAAAAAGUACAUAAAGCUACAAGAAGAAUUCGUCGCGAUCGCGAAGAGUCAACCAUUGACCGGGAAAUUUUACGCGAAACACGACGUCAUCCCGGCGUCCGAAGUGCAACAAGAGUACGUCGAUUUAAUUACAAAACGUCUGAUCUCGGUGCCAACGGAUAUCUAUCAGUUUAGGCCGCCGUCUGUGAACAUGGAAUACGGCUGGUUCUCGAAGCCCCUGAUACCUCGAACGAGGGAUCCUAGAUUACACUUCCCCAGGCAACAAGCGGAAUUCAUCGUUAACGAGAUUCUGAUACGACGCAGUCAACGAGGUUUACCGGUUGAAAAAUUCACCGGAAUACCCUUCAAAGUAUAAAG